This is a messenger RNA of Myripristis murdjan (pinecone soldierfish), 3554 nucleotides long. Its product is annotated as NLR family CARD domain-containing protein 3-like. The record is from RefSeq and is a predicted model, not a curated record. The coding region runs from base 164 to 3379 and encodes 1071 amino acids. Gene Ontology annotation, molecular function: protein binding. Lineage: Eukaryota; Metazoa; Chordata; Actinopteri; Holocentriformes; Holocentridae. The transcript is spliced from 7 exons.
CGAGACGCGACCAGGAGGCUCAUCGUCAUUAUUAAUGUUGGACUUCUGUGUCUCACUGUCAUGAUCUAAAUUAGAAGAGCUGCACACGUUCGGACGUCAGGAGAGGAUUUCUGUUUGAUCUCUGCAUUCAAGUCCAAGAAGAAAGAAAGAAAAACUCGACAUCAUGAGACGAACUUCCUCUCCUGUUAUUGACUUAAAUCAGAAGAUGAGUGACUGGGUGGAGGAAGAGGAGGGCAGAGCAGCGUCUGCAGUGUCCAGCUGUCUGUCCAUGAAGAGUGACUGGUCUAAAGAUAUACCUCUAUUCUUCAGUAAUGGACCUGGAGCUUCAGACACAAAGGACAGGACGAGGAGUCGAGGUGAUGUGAAGGAGCAGCUGUGCUGCUGUGCUUUGUGUCAGGAGCUCCUGAGGGAUCCAGUCCCCACCAGCUGUGGACACUGGUUCUGCAGACGGUGCAUCACCUCAUACUGGGACCAGUCUGAUCCAUCAAGAGAUCCUGCCUGUCCCCAGUGUGGAAAAAGAUCCAGAACAAGACCUGGACUGCAGACAAGCAGUCAAACCAGCCCAGUGGACGGCGGUCUGCAGGUUUUAGACGAGCAUAAGAUCAGUCUGAGGAGGAGAUGUGAAUUUGUGACAGAAGGAACUGCUGCAGCAGGAACUGGAACCCCCCUCAACAGGAUCUACACUGAGCUCUACAUCACAGAGGGACGGAGGGAAGAGGUUAAUACCCAACAUGAGGUGUGGCAGCUGGAGACAACAUCCAAGAUGGAGACCCUCAGUGACACUCCAAUCAGGUGCCAGGACAUCUUUAAACCCUUACCUGGCCAAGACACACACAUCAGGGUAGUUGUGACGCAGGGCGUUGCCGGGAUUGGAAAAACCUUCUCAGUGCAGAAGUUCACUCUGGACUGGGCAGAGGGCUUGGAAAACCAACAUGUCAGUCUUGUGGUUCUGCUUUCAUUCCGGGAGCUGAACUUGAUCAAAGAUGAGCGCUACAGUCUUCUCCAGCUGCUCCGUGUUUUCCAUCCAACAUUACAGACGGUCACAGCAGAGAAGCUCGCCGUCUGUAAAGUCGUGUUCAUCUUCGACGGCCUGGAUGAAAGCAGGUUUUUAUUGGAUUUCCAGAACAAUGAGGUUGUGUCUGAUGUCACACAGACAUCAUCAGUAGACGUGCUGUUGACCGACCUCAUCAAGGGGAAUCUGCUUCCCUCGGCUCUCCUCUGGAUAACUUCCAGACCUGCGGCGGCCAAUCAGAUCCCUCCUACAUGUGUUGACAGGGUAACAGAAGUCCGAGGGUUCUCUGACCCCCAGAAGGAGGAGUACUUCAGGAGGAGGUCCAGUGAUGAGGAGCUGUGCAGCAGAAUCAUCUCACACAUCAAGGCGUCCAGGAGCCUCCACAUCAUGUGCCACAUCCCAGUCUUCUGCUGGAUCACUGCUACAGUUCUGGAGCACAUGUUGACUACAGACCAGAGAGGAGAGCUGCCCAAGAGCCUGACUGACAUGUACUCACACUUCCUGCUGGUUCAGACACAGAGGAAGAAGCACAAGUACGAUGAGAGACAUGACAGGAGCCAGCAGGAGCUGAUGGAGACUGACAGGGAAGUUCUUCUGAAGUUGGGCAGGCUGGCGUUUGAACAUCUGGAGAAAGGCAACCUGAUGUUCUACCAAGAAGACCUGGAGGAGUGUGGUCUUGAUGUCAGAGAGGCCUCGGUGUACUCAGGAGUGUGCACAGAGAUCUUCAAAACCGAGUGUGUGCUCUUCCAGAGAAAGGUCUACUGCUUUGUUCAUCUGAGCAUUCAGGAGUUUCUUGCUGCAGUCUACAUCUUCCACUGCUACACCAACAGGAACACAGAGGUACUGGCCAGAGUCAUGAGAACACGCAAGAAUAAAGGUGUUGACAAUGAGCCAUCAUUGGAUAUCUUCCUGAAGAAAGUCAUGUCUCAAGCCCUGCAGAGCAAAAAUGGUCACCUGGACCUCUUUGUCCGUUUCCUUCAUGGCCUCUCACUGGAGUCCAACCAGAGGCUCUUAGGAGGCUUGCUGGGUCAGACAGAGAGCAGACCAGAAGAGAUCCAGAGAGUUAUCAAAAAUCUGAAGAUGAGACGAGCAACAGUUAACUCUCCUGACAGAAGCAUCAACAUCUUCCAUUGUUUGAUGGAGAUGAACGACCUCUCAGUACAUCAGGAUAUCCAAGAGUUCCUCAAGUCAGAGAAGAGAUCACAGAAGAAACUCUCUGAGACCCACUGCUCAGCUCUGGCCUACAUGCUGCAGAUGUCAGAGGAGGUUCUGGAUGAGUUGGACCUGAAGGCGUACAACACAUCAGAGGAGGGACGACGGAGACUGAUCCCAGCUGUGAGGAACUGCAGGAAGGCUCGAUUGAGGAGCUGCAGCUUGUCAGGGAGCAGCUGUGCUUCUCUGGCCUCGGCUCUGAAGUCCAACCCCCAUCUGACAGAGCUGGACCUGAGUGAGAACGAGCUGCAGGAUUCAGGAGUAGAGCUGCUGUCUGCUGGACUAGAGAGUCCAAACUGCAGACUGGAGACUCUCAGAUUGAGGCGCUGCAGGUUGUCAGAGAGCAGCUGUGCUUCUCUGGCCUCGGCUCUGAAGUCGAGCCCCCAUCUGACAGAGCUGGACCUGAGUGAGAACCAGCUGCAGGAUUCAGUAGAGCUGCUGUCUGCUGGACUGGAGAGUCCAAACUGCAGACUGAAGACUCUCAGAUUGAGGAGCUGCAGCUUGUCAGGGAGCAGCUGUGCUUCUCUGGCCUCGACUCUGAAGUCCAACCCCCAUCUGACAGAGCUGCACCUGAGUGAGAACCAGCUGCAGGAUUCAGGAGUAGAGCUGCUGUCUGCUGGACUGGAGAGUCCAAACUGCAGACUGAAGCUGGAUCCAAACACAGUGAGCAGAGAGCUCCGUCUGUCUGAGGACAACAGGAAGGUGACGACGGUGAGAAAGGAGCAGCCAUAUCCUGAUCACCCAGACAGAUUUGACCUGUGGUCUCAGGUUCUGUGUAGAGAAGCUCUGACUGGGCGAUGUUACUGGGAGGUCCAGUGGAGAGGAAGGGUUUCUAUAGCAGUGACUUACAGAGGAAUCACAAGAAGUGUUGAUGACUCUGAGCUUGGAUACAAUAAUCAGUCCUGGAGUCUGGAGUGCCGUGAUAAUGAUCACAGCUACACUGCCAGUCACAACCGUGAGUCCACCAGCAUCUCUGUCCGUCCCCGUGGAUCUGACAGAGUAGCAGUGUAUCUGGACUGCUCUGCUGGGACUCUGUCCUUCUACAGAGUCUCUUCUGACGGACUGACACUCCUGCACACCUUCAGCUCCACCUUCACUGAGCCGCUCCACCCUGCAUUUGGUUUGUGGUUAUCUGGUUCUUCUGUUGUGGUUUAGCUGCCAGUUUCUCAGAAACAAACUCUGACCUGAAAGUGUUUAGAACAUGUUUGUCUGAUUUGUGGUUUAUGGUUGAUACUGGAGAGCUGUGACUGGAGCCCCUCUCCUUUUGUGCCCCUCCCCUCACCUGUUGAUCUCCAAGUCACAUUAAGAUGUUUAACGGUCUGUACCUGAU